Argiope bruennichi is the source of this 294-nucleotide messenger RNA. RefSeq names its product neuropeptide-like protein 30. NCBI's taxonomy places the organism in Eukaryota, Metazoa, Arthropoda, Arachnida, Araneae, Araneidae. The transcript is spliced from 2 exons. Bases 1 to 294 code for a protein of 97 amino acids. The record is from RefSeq and is a predicted model, not a curated record.
AUGGCACCACUUCUCGCCUUGGCUUUAGUAGCCAUUGCUGCCUGCUCUUUGGAUGUCAUUCCCCAUUACAGUCACCACGGCCAUGGACACGGAAUCAGCACCAGAUUCUUCAGGAAGGCGCAAGGACAUGGUUAUGCAGGAUAUAGAUUAGGAUAUGGUGGCUAUGGUCUUGGAUAUGGAGGCUACGGUCUCGGGUACGGAGGUCUUGGAUGUGGAGGCUACGGUCUCGGGUACGGAGGUCUUGGAUAUGGAGGUUACGGUUAUGGUGAUUUGGGAUAUGCAGGAUAUUUCUAA